CGGUCGGUAAUUAUAGCGUCGGCAGUCGCCGGCCCGCCUCUUGGCCGCCGUCCAUCGCGACGCGCACGGCCGUUUGGCGGAAAACGGGAAACCGAGAGUGAUCGGUCGGGUCGGGCCGGAAGCGGCCGGAGCGGCGGCGGCGGCGGCGGCGGCGGCGGUGUGCCCGAGGCGGUCCAGGUGGUGCGGCUCCAGCGCAGGCCGGCCCCGGUGCCAGCAUGAACGCCUCAGACGAACAAGAACCGGUCCAGGUCCGAUUGCAGCCCUGGAGCAUUAAAUCCAACGCCAGCUGCGUCCACUACCACCGGAACUCAUGGGACGGAUCAGAGCCCUUCUGUGCGGCCACCUUCGACAACAUAAUGUGCUGGCCUCCGUCAGAGAGUGGCAGCACGGUAAAACUGCCCUGCCCUCCGUUCAAAGGCAUCGACCCCUCUAAGUUCGCCUACAAGUCGUGCUCCGACGACGGCCGGUGGUCGGGCAAGAGUCCUGACGACUUCAGCCGACCACAAGGCUACACCAACUACUCCAACUGCUUCCUGCCCGUGCUGAAGAACCUGCUGGAAAAACUUGGCUCGGAUGAGGAGCGCAAGUUGAAGUUCAUGAUCGCCGAGGGGACCAGGACAAUGGAGCUCAUCGGCUGGUCCAUCUCUCUGCUCUCCCUGCUCGUCUCACUCUUCAUCUUCUUCCACUUCAAGAAGCUGCAAAACCAUCGGACGCGCAUUCACCGCAACUUGUUCGUGGCCAUGCUGAUCCAGGUGCUGGUGAGGCUGACGGUGUACGUCGACCAGGCCAUCGUGCGCAAGCCAGACGUCGGGGACCACAGGCGCGGUAUCGACAACACGCCGGUUCUCUGCGAGACCUUCUACACGAUGAUCGAGUACGGAAGAACCAGCAUGUUCAUGUGGAUGUUCAUCGAGGGCCUGUAUCUGAACAACCUGGUGUCAGUUCCAUUUUUCCAAGGGCCUAUCAGCUACACGCUCUACUACCUGCUCGGCUGGGGUCUCCCCAUGCUGAUGACGGCGCUGUGGGCGCUGGUCACUGCCAUCUACCACCAGACGCAGUGCUGGUGGGGCUACAGCUUCACGCCCUUCUACUGGGUCCUGGAGGGACCGCGCUUUACGGUCAUCGCGGUCAACAUCCUGUUCCUGCUGAACAUUCUGCGCAUUUUGAUAACGAAGCUCAGAGGGCCGCACGAGAAUCCCAGGGAGGCGGCCAAAGUCAAGAAGUCGGUGAGGGCGGCUCUCGUGCUGCUGCCGCUGCUGGGCAUCACCAACUCCUUCAACAUGAUGACCUCGCCGGUGCAUCGUUCGCCGCUGGAGUUCGGCCUCUGGAGCUACAUCACCACCUUCCUGCGCUCCUGUCAGGGCCUCUUCGUCUGCUGCAUCUACUGCUUCUUCAACGACGAGGUGAAGCGCACCCUGCGCCACUUCUGGCGGCUGAAGGCGGCGGCGCGCCGCGGCGGGCGGCGCCGCUCGACGCGCACCGCCUCGCUCUUCGACAACCCGUCGCUGCUGGAGCUGGCGCGCCGCGAGACAGGUCUCGCCGUGCGGCUGCACGCCUCGCGCGACUCGCAGGUCACGCUGUCGUCGGGCCGGCGGGCGGUGGUGGGGCUGGGGGUCGGCCGCGAGCAGGCGGAGCUGUGA
Messenger RNA from Pollicipes pollicipes, 1640 nucleotides. RefSeq names its product PDF receptor. Gene Ontology annotation, molecular function: G protein-coupled peptide receptor activity. Gene Ontology annotation, biological process: cell surface receptor signaling pathway; adenylate cyclase-modulating G protein-coupled receptor signaling pathway. The transcript has 12 exons. The record is from RefSeq and is a predicted model, not a curated record. Gene Ontology annotation, cellular component: plasma membrane. NCBI's taxonomy places the organism in Eukaryota, Metazoa, Arthropoda, Thecostraca, Pollicipedomorpha, Pollicipedidae. The coding region runs from base 216 to 1640 and encodes 474 amino acids.